Onthophagus taurus is the source of this 1122-nucleotide messenger RNA. It is a transcript of the gene yellow-g, whose product is annotated as yellow-g. The record is from RefSeq and is a predicted model, not a curated record. Gene Ontology annotation, cellular component: extracellular region. Lineage: Eukaryota; Metazoa; Arthropoda; Insecta; Coleoptera; Scarabaeidae.
AUGUUCAAGUUACUAUUUUUAGCAUCGAUUGUAAUCGCGCAAUCUUGGGCGCAUUACGAUAGGAGUUCAGUUACGGAUCUUAGCUUUAAAAUAUCCGGAUCGCAUUUGGAGUUUCCGUGCGAAAGCACCAAAAACAUUUAUUUCAGCUCUGGGAGAUACAUCUCUAAGAACAUAAUCGGCACUCGAAUGCAAAUUUAUAAAGAUGAGGCCAUCGUCGCUUUGCCAAGAUACAAACACGGAGUUCCCUUCACUUUGGGUAAAUUCUCUUUGAAAACGAGAGGGUGCCAAGCGACUUUAUCGCCAUUCCCUUGUUGGUCGAUGCAAGAAGAAGGAAAUUGCGAAGCGAUCCAAUCCGCUGUUGAUAUCUACUUGGAUCAAAAUGAAAUUCUUUGGAUCUUAGACGCUGGAAUCGUUAAUACUUUGGAACAACCCGUAAGGAGAUGUCCCCCAAAAGUACUUGGAAUCGAUAUGAAAACCGGUCAAGUGAUAAAACUUUUCGAUUUGACCACUUUAACUUCGUCCGAAACUCGCCUUCAAUACAUCGUGAUUGAUUACGCCGUUGAUGGAAAAGCUUACGCUUACAUUUCCGAUGCCGGGGCUGGUACAAUCAUCGUUUAUAACAUUUUCGAAGAGAAAGGUUACAGAGUUGUCCUCCCGAAAGCUGUGUGCCACUCAGGAAAAGAUGUUUUAUACUUAAACUUGAUCCAUAAAUCUUGCGGAAACGUUUUAUUCUUCACCUACUUAGCCUCAAACAAAAUCUUCUCCGUUAAAAGCGAAAAUCUCCAAUCUGGGCAAGCCGCUGGGGCCAUCGUUGAAGCUGGAAUUAAACCCGAAGGCAAUCAAAUCGUUUUCUUGGGAACCGAUAACGGCGCUGCAAUCUUUUUCAGAAACAAAGGCGAAUCUGACAUUUACAUUUGGAACACCGAGAGUUGUUUCAAAUCCGAUAACUUCCUCCUUGUCCAGAAAGGUAACGAAUGUAGGUUAUCGACCCAAGUGGUUCCUGGAUACAAGAGAUUAAUGUGGACCAUCGAGUCGAAUUUCCACGACUUUGUUUCGAACACCGUUGGAUGUUUAGGAUCUUCAAUUGUUGUUCAUCCAUUAGUUAAAACAUGCGAUAAUUAA